UCAGUUUCCUAGAAGAAAGAGUGGGAGCAAGAGAAUUGUAGCAGCCUUGACCAUGAGCCCUGCUGUGCUCCCAGCCCUCCUGGGCCUCACCCUUGUGCUGCCCCGUGCUCAGGCCCUGACCUGUCAGUCAGGAAGGGCGGUGGCUGUGAGGAAUGCAACAGAACUGCCCUUAGAGUGGACCGUUGGCGAGAUGAUCUGCAACGAGGGCUGGGGUUGCCAAGACACGGUGAUGCUCCUUGAGAAUGGACUCCAAGUGCUCCUAGUGCUCACCAAGGGAUGUACCCAGGAGAAGGAUCAAGAGGCCCAUAUCACCCAGCACCGGGAAGGCCCCGGCCUCUCCAUUGUCUCCUACACCCGUGUGUGUCGCCACAUGGAUCUCUGCAAUGACCUCUCCAGCACCGUCUCUCUCUGGAGCUUGCCAGCCCCUGUAGUUCCAGGGUUCAUGCGGUGCCCAGUCUGCUUGUCUACAGAAGGCUGCGAAUCUGCAACAGAAGUGACCUGCCCCAUCAGUCACUCACACUGCUACAACGGGAUCCUCAAGCUCAGGGGGGGGGGCAUCAGCAGCACACUGAGAGUCCAGGGAUGCAUGUCCCAAGCAGCCUGCAACCUGCUCAAUAAGACUCGAAAGAUUGGUCCCUUGUCCCUGAGUGAAAAAUGUGGUGUAAAAGGAAUGGAGGCCCUUACCUGUCAGUCUGGAACACUGGCAAAAGUGAUGAAUGUAACAGAACUGCCCCAGGAGUGGACUGCUGGACAGAAGGACUGCAAAGAGGGCUGGGGUUGCCAAGACACCCUGAUGUUACUUGAGAAUGGACCCCAAGUGCUCCUGGUGCUCAUGAAAGGCUGUACCCAGAAGAAAGAUCAAGAGGCCCGUAUCAUCCAGCACCGGGCAGGCCCUGGCCUCUCUGUUGUCUCCUACACCUAUGUGUGUCGCCAUGAACACCUCUGCAAUGACCUCUCCACCACCCUCCCUCUCUGGACACUGCAGCCCCCUGAAGUCCCAGGGUCUGUGCGGUGCCCAGUCUGCUUGUCUAAGGAAGGCUGUGAAUCUGCAACAGAAGUGACCUGCCCUGUUGGGCACUCACACUGCUACAAUGGGAUCCUCGAGCUCACAGGAGAGGACAUCAGCAGCACACUGAGAGUCCAGGGAUGCAUGUCCCAAGCAGCCUGCAACCUGCUUAAUGAGACUCGGGAGAUUGGGUCCUUGUCCGUGAGUGAAAAAUGUGGUGCAAAAGGAGCUCAGGCCCUGACCUGUCAGUCAGGAACAGGAGUGGCUGUGAGUAAUGCAGUAGAUAUGCCCUUGGAGUGGACCAUUGGCGAGAAGAUCUGCAACAAGGGCUGGGGUUGCCAAGAAACAGUGAUGCUCAUUGAGAAUGGACCCCAAGUGUUUCUAGUACUCACCAAGGGCUGUACCCAGGAGAAGGAUCAAAAGGCCCGUGUCACCAAGCACCGGGCAGGCCCUGGCCUCUCUAUUGUCUCCUACACCCGUGUGUGUCGCCAUGAGGACUUCUGCAAUGACCUCUCUACCACCCGCCCUCUCUGGUCCCCACCCCCUCCUUCAGUCCCAGGGUCCGUGCGGUGCCCAGUCUGCUUGUCUACAGAAGGCUGUGAAUCUGCAACAGAAGUGACCUGCCCUGCUGGGCACUCCCACUGCUACAAUGGGAUCCUCCAGUUCCGCGGAGGGGGCAUCGGCAGCACACUGAGAGUCCAGGGAUGCAUGUCCCAAGCAGCCUGCAACCUGCUUAAUGAGACUCGGGAGAUUGGGCCCUUGUCCGUGAGUGAAAAAUGUGGUGUAAAAGCUUCUCCGACCUGUGAAAAGGGAGUCGUAAUGCAGUUAAAAAAAAAUCUGGCUAAGGAACCCAUGGAAUGGAAUGCAGUUUCAAGCGUGACAUGUGAUUUGGAGGAGGUGUGUCAGGAGACUCUUCUGCUCAUAGAUGUAGGAUCCACAUCACUCAUUGUGGGGAGCAAAGGCUGCAUCAAGACUGAGACACCGAAUUACCAGACUGUCUCCAUCCACUCAGGGCCCCCUGGAAUGCUCAUGGCCUCCUACACCCGUUUCUGCUCCUCUAACAGGUGCAACAGUGCCAGCAGCACCAGUGUCCUGCUGAACUCCCUCCCUCCUCCAGCUGCCCCUGUCCCAGGAGGCCUGCAGUGUCCCACCUGUUUGAAGUUUGGAGAAGUCUGUAAAUUCUCUGAAAAUGUCAUGUGCCCUAAAGGUACCACUGGUUGUUAUAAAGGUUACAUCAAUAUCAAAGGAGGUGGGCUGUCUUCUGCAUUUAGCAUUCAGGGCUGCAUGGCCCCAUCUUCCAACUCCUUGUUGAACCACACCGACAUGAUUGGACCGUUCCACACAGUUGAAUUCCCUCAGGCUGUCAAUAAAGAUCACCAAAAUGGAGCUGCUCCUAAAUAUCCCCAAAGUGGGGCUGCUCCUGCCCCCUACCUGGCUUGGGUGGUGGGGCUGGGGCUGUCCCUAGCCCUUUGGUGUGGGAUGACCACGUUGUUCACUCUAUUUCCCUGUGAUUCUUAGCUCCCGCUGACACCUAAACCAAAUCCUCCCUGUGACCUCACAACCAAAUGCCCCGUUAUUUUACCAUCUUCUCCAUGAAUUCUCAUCCACAUGCACAACCACACACUUUGUGACCUGGUAGCAACAUUUGGAAGGGCCUGGGAGCAGCUGAACUGGCCCUGUGGGAGCUGGACACUCCAACAGUGGCCUCAUGUGUCUGAUGAAUAAAGGCAUUGUCUUUU
Artibeus jamaicensis (Jamaican fruit-eating bat) is the source of this 2745-nucleotide messenger RNA. Its product is annotated as CD177 antigen-like. Gene Ontology annotation, cellular component: plasma membrane; plasma membrane raft. Bases 53 to 2524 code for a protein of 823 amino acids. The record is from RefSeq and is a predicted model, not a curated record. Gene Ontology annotation, biological process: cell-cell junction maintenance; leukocyte cell-cell adhesion; regulation of integrin-mediated signaling pathway. The transcript has 17 exons. NCBI's taxonomy places the organism in Eukaryota, Metazoa, Chordata, Mammalia, Chiroptera, Phyllostomidae.